Antrostomus carolinensis (chuck-will's-widow) is the source of this 1224-nucleotide messenger RNA. RefSeq names its product GID complex subunit 4 homolog (gene GID4). The transcript is spliced from 5 exons. Lineage: Eukaryota; Metazoa; Chordata; Aves; Caprimulgiformes; Caprimulgidae. Gene Ontology annotation, biological process: protein catabolic process in the vacuole; protein targeting to vacuole; negative regulation of gluconeogenesis. Gene Ontology annotation, cellular component: GID complex. Bases 4 to 459 code for a protein of 151 amino acids. The record is from RefSeq and is a predicted model, not a curated record.
GAUAUGGAGAACUCCUAUCUCUGUGGAUACUUGAAGAUUAAAGGCCUUACAGAGGAGUACCCAACUCUUACCACGUUCUUUGAAGGGGAAAUAAUCAGUAAAAAGCACCCUUUCUUAACGCGCAAGUGGGAUGCUGAUGAAGAUGUGGAUCGUAAACACUGGGGGAAGUUCCAGGCUUUUUACCAGUAUGCAAAAACAUUUAACUCUGAUGACUUUGAUUAUGAAGAUCUGAAAAAUGGGGACUAUGUCUUCAUGAGGUGGAAGGAACAGUUCCUAGUCCCAGAUCACACUAUCAAAGACAUCAGCGGUGCUUCCUUUGCUGGUUUCUAUUACAUCUGCUUCCAGAAGUCAGCAGCAUCUAUAGAGGGCUAUUACUACCAUAGGAGUUCAGAAUGGUAUCAGUCAUUGAAUUUAACUCACGUUCCUGAGCACAGCGCUCCUAUCUACGAAUUCCGAUGACAGCUGUCCAGAACUGAUACCGCACAGGAACAAAGCGGGCAGGAGAGCAUGGCCUGCCAGGAGAACUGUGUCCCUGUCCAAGCACGGGGAAUGCACGCUUCUCUCCUGCCCCUCGGACUCGUGAGAGAGAGAGCCUGAAUGUUAACCCACCCAGCCCAAGGAGCGUGGCUGCUGGAGCUUGAUUCUCCCUCCUGUCGAGUGGCGAUUUGAUCUUUAAUCUGGUUUUUAAGCUACCUUUAAAUGCACUUUCUUAUUGCACAGCUAGUUUCUCUAUCACUGAAUUUCCUCCUGGCUCUCCUCUGGAAGCUGUUUCUCAGUAGCUGGAAUCAGUGGUCUUGUCUUCUGAGUAAUAAGAAAAUAGAAGCUCAGUGCUUAUAUUUUUCAUUGUUACAACCUGACGUGGGUUGAAAUCGCCAGGACUCAGGUUUGUUGCCCAGAUUGCAACUCUUGUUGCCCAGAUUGCCAGCUCUGAUGCUCCCAGAGCCGGGUCCCGUGUGUGAGGCUCUGCUUGGCAGAGAGAGAGAGUCUGUUGGGGGAGUGUUGGCUGAGACAGGUGAGGCUUGAAAGAGUCUUUGCUUGGCGCUGGUUAACGAGGUUAGCCGGGGCUGCAGAUCUUUCAGGAACACCAGCCCUUUGGAGCUGGGAGCUGUUCCAGUGUCUCGAUAACACCACUGGGAAUUCAUUUGAUGUACGGACUUCCAGGCUCUCAGUAAAGUGGAUCUGAACUCUGCUUAUAGGUGUAUAUUUGCUCUUUACUUAAGUUAA